CGGAAGUCGUCGGUAACCCCGUGUCCUCCGGACGGUCUCGUAUUUUCCAUGAGCUUGUCAGUUGUGUUAUCGUUGGGCUUCAGUAAACAAAACAGCCCCAGCCUCCAUUUAGGACUAGCCUGAUUAUUUAUUUAUUUUUUGUUUAAAUAUUCUUUGUUGGUCAGUGAACUUUCUCUUUACAAUGUCUUCGCCGCUGGAAAUGACAGAGUUGUACGAUAACGCGCUGCUGGGAAUCCUGCAGCAUGUUGGAAACAUUCAGAAUUUUCUUCAGAUCUAUUUCGGCUUUUUGUACAGAAAAACAGACUUCUAUCGGCUCCUGCUCAGCCCCAAUGACAAAAUGGGCUUCCCACCUGGAGUGGCAGAAAAAAUGGUCCUAAAGACCUUUAAGUUGUUCGAGAAGCUGGCAGUGCAGGACAGAGAGAGGGCGAUGAAGCUAACUGAAGAAGCCCAAGCUGUUCCUGCUGCAGUGGAGGAAAUCGAAGUUCAAUCACAGUUAGAAGUUGCAGGACCUGCAGAACCCACACAGGAAUCCAUGUCUGCUGGAGCUUCAUCCACAGAGCCGGUACCUGCAGCUGCAGCAUCUGCAGAGGGCAAUGAAGCUAAAAUAGAAUCUGCAGAGAGCGAACAGCCAACAGCAGCGCAUGCGUCUCCACAACCUGAGGCAUCUGCGUCCGCACCGGCGGCUGCUUCGGAUGCUUGUGAAGCUGCGCCUGGCCAUACCAGUUUCCAGGCAAACUCAGAUAGCUACAACGGUGCUGUCAGAGAAACCUACAGCUGGUCACAGGACUACUCUGAUGUGGAAGUUCGUGUUUUUGUGCCGCCGAGCAUCGUCAAGGGCAGACAGGUGUCCGUCAGUCUUCAGUCUGGUGGCGUGCGUGUGGCGGUGAAGGAGGGGGCGUCAGAAAACGUCCUGAUGGAAGGCGAGUUUACACACAAAAUCAACACGGAGAAUUCUCUGUGGAGUCUGGAACCAGGCCGCUGUGUACUGCUGUCUCUGAGUAAAUCCGGGGAAGUGUGGUGGACCGCAGUGCUGAAAGGCGAGCAAGAAAUCGACGUAAACCAGAUCAACCGAGAGCGAUCCAUGGCCACCGUGGGCGAGGAGGAGCACGCAGUGUUAGACCGGCUCACCUUUGACUACCAACAGAAACUGCAAGGAAAGCCCCAGAGCCACGAGCUGAAAGUACACGAAAUGCUGAAGAAGGGCUGGGAUGCCGAGGGAUCGCCAUUCAGAGGCCAGCAGUUUGAUCCGUCCAUGUUUGACAUAACGCCAAGCGCCGUUCAGUUUUAAAGCAAAGAGUCUUUGGUAGAUGCUGCGAGAGAGAAACCAAAAAACAUCUGUCUGCAUCGUAUCAUCAUAUAUACACUGAAGUGUCAAGCACUGACAACUGUGGCGUUUACAGUAUGAUGGACAACAUGACAGCACUGCAGAAUUUGAAUCGCUAAAGCUGUAAAAGAUCAGUUUCACAAAUGGCAUGAGGAUUCAUUCAGAUCUGGAGAUAUCUUACUUUAUUUUUAUUUCAGUGCUGUUGCAGUAAAUACAUCACCUACUCACAUGCCAUAUGGAUUAUACCUUUCUGUUGGUGCUUGGUAAAAUAUAGGACUGCAGUAAGUCUAUUAUACAACUUCAGAAGAUUCUAGAAUAAUUCAACAUCAUAAUACUGAAAGAUAUUACAGGGGAUUGGGUAUAUAAUAUAUAAUGUCAUCCAGCAGUUCUGCACAUCACCAUAUGUUCUUGAGCCUUGUCGAGUGUUUGUCAGGUUUAGGAGUUCAAUGGAUUUUCUGACUAUUUUUUCAGUUUCUUUCAUUCAGUGUUUUGAUUUUAUGUGCCUGAAUUUAAUAAAAUACAUUA
This is a messenger RNA of Hemibagrus wyckioides, 1849 nucleotides long. RefSeq names its product NudC domain containing 3 (gene nudcd3). Bases 182 to 1288 code for a protein of 368 amino acids. NCBI's taxonomy places the organism in Eukaryota, Metazoa, Chordata, Actinopteri, Siluriformes, Bagridae. The transcript has 6 exons. The record is from RefSeq and is a predicted model, not a curated record. Gene Ontology annotation, cellular component: cytoplasm. Gene Ontology annotation, biological process: protein folding.